UACGACAAAGGUAGACAUUGAGGAGACACCAGCGGCUCCAGUAACAUACUCAGCCAACAUACCGACAUAAGGUUAUUGAACAACGAGCAAUAGUGCUUUGUUCUGCUCGACCCCUCCUCCCCACCAACCACCCCCCCCACGAACGCCGCUCUAUAGCGUGCAAGCGAGCCAAUCAGAACAAGUUACAGUACGCUACAUCCUGAUUUCUCAGAGUUACGAAAUCACCAAUACCUUGGAAAAGUUAUUUUUCAGUCAGUGAUCAAAUAUAUCGGUGAAUCUGAGGUGGAAAAGUUGAUGAGGAGAAGAGAGUGAGUUGAGCAGCAAGGAGGCACAAGACCCGAGUGUAUGAGGUAAUAGGGAGUGUGAGGGUGUGUGGGUGUGUGUGUGUGAGUGUGUGGAGCAGAGAGGGAGAGAACGGCGUGCGUGUGAGAGAGAGAGUAAGGAAACAAGAAGGAGGCACCAAGAGGGCAAGAAAAGCCUCUCAAGGUAACGAGUGUUGCCACAGACGAGCAGAAGAUAGUGUGAAGAGCCUCACAUCCGUCACACCCACCAUGAAUCCUGCCAACAUCCAGCCCACAUUCAUGGGCUUCUACAACAGCGUGGCGACUUGCUUCAGGAAGUACACAGCGCCUCUGGGCACGCGCCGGAAGGAGAGUGGCAGUGGGGAAGGCAGCGAGGCUAGUGCCCCUGGAGAACAGGAUCCCCUGGCCCUCAAUGUCGGCCAGGAAGAGGCACAGCAGCAGCAGCAGCAGCAGCUCCUCCAGCAGCAGGAACCGGAGGAGCCAGAGCUGCCCAGCGAGCCAGAGUUGCCGCCAGAUGUCCUCCACAAACACGACGAAAAUAUUGUCUUCAAGAUCUUGACACAAGAGUACAGCGACGCGGCAGUCGACCUUCUGUGCAACCACUUCUUCAAGGACGAGCCCCUGGGGAAGGCGCUCUACCUCGACAGCCCGAGGGAGGUCGACCACUGGCUCUCCAAAGUCCUGCCUCAUAUGAUCAGCCACGGGGUGUCGGUAAUGGCGAUAGACGAGACGGCUAAUGGGCGGCUGGUGGGCGUAGCCAUUAACAGCAUUAAGAGGCGCGGCGACGCUCCUGGACCGGACGACUUCUUGGCCUGGAUCGACCCCCACAAGGACCCCAAGAUGUACAAGAUUAUCUCCUUCCUCACACAACUAGCCAGCGACAUUGACUUUUUCGGCCAAUACAGCGUUGACAAGUUCCUCAACUUCGAGCUGCUGAAUGUGGACAAGACGUACGGAGGCCGCGGGAUCGCCUCCAUGCUGGUCCAACAGAGCUGCAACGUGGCCCGCACUCAAGGCUUCACCUGCCUCGUCACAGAGACCACAGGCAUCUUCUCGGCCAAGAUCUUCGCUCGACACGCCUUCAAGACCAUCCGGGAGGUCCAGUACUCCCAGUUCCGACAGAACGGACGCAUCGCCUUCCCCAACACCGGCAUCCAUACGUCGGCUCGCGUCUCCGUCAAAAUUCUAGAGCCUCUCCAGCCUAACAGCUGUUAGGUCACUAACAGCCUCCCCCGUCGCCCGAGCAGCUUCGACGCCCACGCCCCGAGGUCAACACAGCGGCUUGUCCAAUAGUAAUCGGUGAAAAAGGUCAGGUACCCUUUCACUCUCACCAGCUGGGUAUUUCGACAUCACUGCUGACUGGCCCAAUGCCCCACCGGAAUGCAUUCGACCAAUCACUGGCAGCAAACCAAUACCCAACUCAUUCUAAGUCUAAGGGAUACUUAUAAGCCAAGGAGAUUAAGUAUUAAGUCACAGGCAUACUUAAAUACUACAAACUGAAGGCCAUUUUCCUCCCUACAACUCAUCAGAAGCCAUCAACUCGUCGCCUGCUGGUCGUACUCAUGUGUUUGGUGAUGGUGGACAUCUUAGGUGCUCUGGAAGGAAUAUGAAGUGCCGCUGGGCGGGAGGCUCGAGGCCAGACAUGCAAAUCAAGCCUUAAGUAUUAACAAUGCAUCAUCAUUGGCUUCCCACACACACACACCAGUUUCACCACUGGGUGUAUUCUAGAGAAAUGUAAGGAAUAUUAUUAAUAAGUUCACAUCAUAUAACCUGCUUUAAUACCCCCUCUAACUCCUCCUGAGAAACAAACACACACACCAAACACACACACGCACACACACACACACACACACACACACACACACACACACACACACACACACACACACACACACACACACACACACGAGUUACACAAACAACUCCCGACCCCCGCCACACACGCACACG
Messenger RNA from Procambarus clarkii (red swamp crayfish), 2252 nucleotides. Its product is annotated as arylalkylamine N-acetyltransferase 1. NCBI's taxonomy places the organism in Eukaryota, Metazoa, Arthropoda, Malacostraca, Decapoda, Cambaridae. Gene Ontology annotation, molecular function: N-acetyltransferase activity. The record is from RefSeq and is a predicted model, not a curated record.